AGAUUCCAUUUUGUUGCAAUUCAGACGGAGUCGGGAGAGAGAAAGAAAAGAGGCCCCUCACGGCCGUCUUUUACACCACUGUAAACCUGAAGGUUACGGAUUACUAAGAAAUAUAGCCUCGCUAUAAUUCUUACCUAGUCUGUGGAAGGAUUUCUAACGCAUAUCACUCAUCUUAUUUCGAGGAAGGUUUCAUCAACCGAGCCUGUAGAAGUCGGUAAGCGGUGUAGUUUUGUUCCUCGUCGCCAUAUUGAGUCCAGUUUCUUUGUUUUGGUUUGGUGCCAGAGUAGUUUGACCGAGAUUGUAAAUGAACUAUUAACUCAACAAAUAUUGUCAGAAUGAAUUUAGACAUAGCAAACAUCGAAGUUUUUUGUGUGAGUGUUUGAAAAAAUGUUUCUGCUUGAUAAUUGAAACGGAAUUUAUGUCGCAGUUUUUUUAUUGUUAUGUAAUUCAUUGCUUUAGCUGCAGCACCUUAUUAACGAUAUAUGUAGUCGACAUUUAUUAGGUUAUUAUUGAUUUUUACCGAGUUAGGUGUGGUGACGCACUACCAAAUGCUCGGUUUCUGCUGCAGUGAGAUAACAACACCCCCCAAAAGAAAACAGAAAAAAAAUACUCAAAAAAGAAAAAUAAAUACAUAAGUAAGAAAACUUCGAAGUUAAAUACGUGAAAGCAAACCAAUAGAUUCUCAUUUUGCACUGCAGGGUCAUCGACUUCUUGGAGCCCCGUGUGCCGAGGUGAAUUGAUGUUCAACUCGGCUUCACGACAAAACAACGCUCAUUAUUGGCACAUGAAAACCUCAGACCUUACUGGACACCGAAGUGCAGAGAGAGGUAGAUUGAGAACCACUGCGAGGACCUGGGGCCCGAUUGGUGGCGAGAGAUUGAAGGAAGAUCUCCGUGUCGUCAACUUUUUCACAACAAAGAGGUGAGCUGGGGGAUGUUUUUCCUCGUUGUGGGUGGGGGAGGGGCGACUCGGCUGAGAGCCGAGUGGUUCUGCACGUACCGCUCUGUGAUUGUUUUCGCUGAGAGGUGGCGCAAGUGUGUGCGUGCACUGCGGAGGGAUUAGGCUUUGUUUAGUGUACCCUUGCCAAAAAUAGAUGAACACAACACCACAAUUAAUGCACUUAAUCCAAGUGUGCUAAACUACAUCUGCAAUGUUCUUGCUAUUUAGGUGACACGUAGUGAAGAGGCAGUAUGGGAGGUGGAGAGAGGUACAACAUUCCAGUUUCCCACCCUGAGCGCCCUCUACCCAAGAAGAACCAUCAACUUGGACGAGCCAAGCAGAGAAGCCGUGACCAGAACGGAGCAGCAGCAUCUGCAGGAGGGGUAGGAGGCCUGCACCACCAUGGCCACCGCCGGAGCGACAAAGGCGUAGCCUACCAUAGGUCUCCAGAGGCGCGGCAGGCCGUGUCUGCAGAGAAAAGUGCUUCUGUCCGUUUUGCCACCAACUAUGAUCAGAACUGGGAGGGUGCAGUGUCUCACUUAAACACGCUCCUGGCCACUCAAGGGAGUCCGAGCUACGCGGGGCCAAAGUUCAGUGAGCCACCCUCGCCUAGCGUUUUGCCCAAACCACCAAGCCACUGGGUGUCCUUCCCAAUGGGCUCUUGUGAUAACAGGGAGAUGAUGACUUUCCAGCUCAAGAGUCUCCUCAAGGUGCAGGCCUGAGAGGGAUACCUGUGUCUAUUGAUGAAAGGCCAAUCAAUGAACUGGGACCCUACUAAGGGCACCCACCUCCCAGGAACACCUCAGUGAUGUAAUAAUUUUAGCUGUUUUUAGAUUUACCCUCAAGUGUCCUCAAACAUUCUCAGCAAUGUUUGCUGGAAAUGUUAAGUGAACACCCAUUUUUUUAAACUAACAUUUCAAGAUAUUACAGCUGCUGAGCCUUGCUGGUUGGUGAUGCUUUUAGUGGAGUCCGUUUUCUGUGACUUAUGACAAACUGGAUAUCCUUUGUACUUCUAGUUUGUUUUGUUCUUUUUAUGUUAGCUGUUCAAAGCAGAUUGAGUGUUCUUUUCCACCCAAACAGGUUUCAUACAGUAAGUUAGAUUACUCCCAAGAGCUUUUACAGUCCAUUUCUGUGGACAGAUGCCUUUUUGAAUUUUUUUAUUUUUAAGAUUUUCCUUAAGAUUCAUCCAAAGUAUCAGGUGCUAAAGCAAAAUCAUAUUUGUAGCAUUUUGACUAGGGCCCCCUUUUUUGUUAUUUGUUUUCCUUGUUUGGGGGAAGAGACACUCAGCUGCAAUUCUGCAGGGAAAAAGCUAUCUUGCUAGAGAUGGUAAGCUGUAGUGAGUAAGUAUAGGUCAAAAGUAAAACCUCAAACUGAAGAGUAAUAAGAGACCACGGCACACUGGUUCUGGACUGUCAACUCCUGUACCUUUUUUAUUGCGCUGUGCGCACAUGCACUAUGGGAGUUGAACUCGUCCGAGGCCAAAAACGCCUAUCAUAGCAUUAAUUUGUACAAGUCAUUUUUUGUUGUGGUUGAAAGUUGUAUGAAGAGCUGUGUGUAACCAAAGCAAAGAUUUGCUGUACUCAUUUGUUUUUUCCUUUUACGUCUUUGACAUCCUCUCAGCGGUGGGUGUCAUUGCCACUUUACCAUGCCUGCUUAGUGAAGAAUGGGUUCAGACCCCUGGGCCUCCUCUUAUGUCCUGAUCAGUGCUGUGUUUACUCCUCAGUCUCGGCCUAUUUAAGACAUUGCUGCGGCUUCAACAUGCGGAAGGGGGCCGAUGUUUAUUUGUGGGACUGUUGAGUUUCACGUGGCUCGGCCCUGUUGGCUGCCAGCAAAUGUAAGCAAGCUAAGGCAGAGCUGAGGAGGGUUUCUGCAUUUAGUGGCCCGGGGGUGCUGACGAGGGGGCAGUUGUCUUGCUUAUAUGUUUACAAAAUAGGUCUCAGUGGUUGACUGCCUGUUAAUCAACAGACCCUCUUUGCCUCUGCCCCUAAUCAAAACUCUUGCACUGCAAUCAACCUAGUUUUUGAUAAGUUACAGACAAGAAUGCUAAUGUUAUGAUGGUGGCGUUAUUGACUAUCUCCCUAUGGAUUCUCUAUUUUUGUGAUUCAAUCCUGUAUUGAGGCUCUUUCUACUUUCCCUUUGCAGAAUUAAAGCUGCUAAUGGCUGACCUAAAGAUGACGAAACAGAGUAUGAAAGCUUGUUAGUGUGUUCAAGAGCCAUGUAAAUAAUGAAAUGUAUAAAGUUCUUGUAGCAUAUGUACAUUUGCAGGCCGAGUUUGAGGCCUGCCCGACAAAAGUAUUUUUAGUAAUAACACUGAAUGUAUAAGACAUGCAGAGGACAUGUCUUGACUUCAAUGUCUUGACUUCAAUACUGAAGAAUAUUUUUGUUAAAAAAAGUUAAUAAUGCCAAUAGCAUUUGUCAGUACUCCUGCACUGUUAUCUUUCCAGAGAUCUUGCACAUGUUUUUUUAUUGUUUUGUAUAACACAGUGUAGGGUGAUAGAUGCUAAAAGGAAAUUGUAACAUCAAAAAAUAUCAAUUGGAACCUAGAGGAGACUUGCCAAUGAAUGGAUAUGAGUUUGAAUGUGCUUACGCCGUGUAAGCCUGAUGAUUUUCAUCUUGCAUUGACCUGUUUGUGCCUAUGUUUGAUCCCCAUGCUGAUACUGACUCUUUUCAUUAGGUGACCACACCUUGAAUCGACCAAAAACUUGUAAAGAACCGCCUUCAGUUUUAAGCUGUUCUUCCGCCAGCUAAAAACUCAACGUGGUCCCAUGCUGUAGUCGUACCUCAUUGAAUUGGUUCAUGUAUUUUUUCUAUUUUUUAUUUUGUUUUUCUCACCCAGAUUGAGUUUUACACGGCAGUCUCCUCUAUUCGAAAUUUGUAACCUGUAACGAAUUGGCUGUUAAUUAAGUCCCCCAUGAAAUGUCACUGAAGAUGAAAUGAAUUUGCCCUGUUUAAGAUUAGAUCGAAUUGGUGCUUGAAAAAAACAAAUGUGAAAAACACUCUGUGAAAUGAAUUGAUGACAAAUUUUACAAAAAAAAAGAAAAGAAAUAAAUCCCUUUCCCCUCCCCCCUACCUUUGUCUG
Molecule: messenger RNA, 4018 nt
Organism: Xyrichtys novacula (pearly razorfish)
Lineage: Eukaryota; Metazoa; Chordata; Actinopteri; Labriformes; Labridae
Source: the annotation of a GenBank genome assembly